This is a messenger RNA of Nicotiana tabacum (common tobacco), 1917 nucleotides long. RefSeq lists its product as uncharacterized. Lineage: Eukaryota; Viridiplantae; Streptophyta; Magnoliopsida; Solanales; Solanaceae. The record is from RefSeq and is a predicted model, not a curated record.
AUGCCGACAAGAGAAGAAAUACCAUUUGCUCAAACCUCAGGUACACCGGCUGCUCAACCACAGAACCUAGAGCUUGCUCAUCACAAUCAUCCAAUAUACAUUCAUCCUUCAGACACUCAAGGUUCUAUUCUUAUCUCAAUUCAACUUCAAGGUUCUGAAAAUUACUCGAUUUGGAGUAGAUCUAUGAAAAUUGUUCUUUACGGUGAAAACAAAUUAGGAUUUGUGUUAGGAACCUGUAGAAAGGAGAUGUAUGAUGUUAGUCUACACGAGUUGUGGGAUAGGUGUAAUGCAAUUGUGUUAGCAUGGAUAAUGAACACAGUCUCUCCAAGUCUAAUUAGCACAGUAAUAUAUGCUUCUAAUGCAUAUAAGGUGUGGGAAGACUUAAGAGAGAGGUUUGACAAAGUGAAUGCAUCUAGAGCAUGCUAUUUGCAUAAGGAAAUUGCCACACUUGUUCAGGGAGUGUCUUCAGUAUCUGUGUAUUUUUUGAGAUUACAUGAACUAUGGGAUGAAUAUGAAACUCUGGAUCCUCCACCCUCUUGUGGAUGCCCUGAGUCUAGGCAAUAUGCUGAACAUUAUCAAGUUAAAAAAUUGUAUCAAUUUUUGUCAGGUUUAAAUAAGUCUUAUGAGAAUGCUAAGAAUCAAGUUCUCAUGAUUAGACCACUGCCAAACAUAAACCAAGCUUAUGCUAUGAUUGUUAAUGUUGAGAGCCAAAGGAAAACAAGUGGAGGGAAUGCUAGUGGUGUUGGUGCUGAAAUUGGAGAACAUGCUGCAUUCCUAAGCAAUAGAGGAACACGUGGAGGUAGCUACAGACCUAGAAACAACUAUGGGAAUGGGAAGGUUCCCCUUUAUUGUGAAUACUGCAAGUUCAAAGGUCACACAAAGGAUAGUUGCUAUAAGCUACAUGGUUAUCCAGCUGAUUUCAAGUAUAAAAAGAAAGGAGGAGGACGUAACAACUAUGCCAAUAAUUCCAGUUGUCAGGCUGCUGGGAGCUCUUUAACUACACAAUUCUCAUCACCUGCUCAAUUCUUCAUGCCAGAACAAUACUCUCAGAUUUUGCAAAUGCUGAACCAAGGAAAAAAAGUUGAACUUGUAGCCAACACAUAUAAAGUAGGACCUGCAGGUAUUACUACAGCUCUUAUGUCUAAUCUAGUCGACAAUAACUGGAUAGUUGACACAAGGGCUACUAAUCACAUGGUACACAACUUGGAGUUACUUAGUACAUUCAAGGAGUUUACAGGUUUGGAAAUAAACAAAGUACAUCUACCUACUGGAGAACAAGUAACUAUUCAGAAAACUGGUGAUUCGUAUAUUUUUCAAGAUAGAACUCUUCAUAAUGUUCUAUACAUUCCAGACUUCAAGUAUAAUCUAUUAUUAGUCUCUAGGAUCACCAAAGAGCUAAAAUGUCUAGCAACAUUCUUUCCUGAUUUCUGCUUAUUUCAGGAACUCUUCAGUGGGAAAGUGAUAGGGAUUGGUAAGGAGGAUCAGGGUCUCUACAUACUGAAAGCCAGUUCACAAGUACGACUCAAUUCUGAUUCUGCCAGUAAACAUUGUCUGCCUGCCUCAUAUGUAAAUAACUCAUGUGUAAAUAAUAUUUUUAGUUUCAGUACUAAGAAUAAAACUGAGGGUGAACAUACAUCUUGUGAUAACAUAUCUUUGUGGCGUAGAAGACUUGGACAUCCACCCCUGAAGGUUCUGAUAAGCAUUAGUACUCUGAAAAACUUACAUGUGAAAGAUCACAAUUGUACUGUAUGUCCUAUUGCCAAGCAAACAAGAUUGCCCUUUUCCUUAAGUAAUAGCAGUUCUACUUCUGCAUUUGAUCUUAUUCAUGCUAAUAUUUGGGGUCCAUAUAGAGUCCCAACAUAUGAUGGUAAAAGAUACUUCAUGACCCUGGUAGAAGACUACUCAAGAUAUACUUGA